Strigops habroptila (Kakapo) is the source of this 2046-nucleotide messenger RNA. It is a transcript of the gene IDH3B, whose product is annotated as isocitrate dehydrogenase (NAD(+)) 3 non-catalytic subunit beta. The record is from RefSeq and is a predicted model, not a curated record. Gene Ontology annotation, cellular component: mitochondrion. The coding region runs from base 107 to 1267 and encodes 386 amino acids. Gene Ontology annotation, molecular function: magnesium ion binding; NAD binding; oxidoreductase activity, acting on the CH-OH group of donors, NAD or NADP as acceptor. Lineage: Eukaryota; Metazoa; Chordata; Aves; Psittaciformes; Psittacidae. Gene Ontology annotation, biological process: isocitrate metabolic process; tricarboxylic acid cycle. The transcript is spliced from 12 exons.
CCCGCCCGCCAGGGGGCGCUGCGGGGCCCCGGCCUCGCUCCCGCCCCUCUCUGGCGCGGCCGUACCGGCGCCGCGCCGGUGCCGCGGUGCAUUGUGGGGCGGAGGAAUGGCGGCGCUGGGAGCGGGGCGGGCGGCGGCCGCGGGGCUCCUGCGCACCCCGAGCCUCGGGCUGUGGAGGGGCCUCCGCGUGCCCCCCGCGCUGCAGCAGAUCCCGCAGGCCAAGUCAGAGCAUGCCAAGGCCGAGGGCACGUUCCAGGUGACGAUGCUGCCGGGGGACGGGGUGGGCCCCGAGCUCAUGCACGCGGUCAAGGAGGUGUUCAAGGCCGCCAGCGUGCCGGUGGUGUUCGACGAGCACUACCUGAGCGAGGUGCAGAACAUGGCCUCGGAGGAGAAGCUGGACGAGGUCAUCGACUCCAUGAAGGAGAGUAAAGUGGCCAUCAUAGGGAAGAUCCACACCCCCAUGGAGUACAAGGGGGAGCUGGCCUCCUACGACAUGAGGCUCAGGCGCAAGCUGGACCUCUUUGCCAACGUGGUGCACGUGAAGAGCCUCUCUGGGUACCAGACGCGCCACAACAACCUGGACCUGGUCAUCAUCCGGGAGCAGACGGAGGGCGAGUACAGUGCCCUGGAGCACGAGAGCGUGAGGGGCGUCAUCGAGUGCCUGAAGAUCAUCACCCGCGCCAAGUCCCAGCGCAUCGCCAAGUUCGCCUUCGACUACGCCACCAAGAAAGGGCGCUCCAAGGUCACGGCCGUGCACAAGGCCAACAUCAUGAAGCUGGGCGAUGGGCUCUUCCUGCAGUGCUGCAGGGAGGUGGCGGAGCUCUACCCCAAGAUCAAGUUUGACACCAUCAUCAUCGACAACUGCUGCAUGCAGCUGGUGCAGAACCCGUACCAGUUCGACGUCCUGGUCAUGCCCAACCUCUACGGCAACAUCGUGGACAACCUGGCAGCGGGGCUGGUGGGGGGCGCCGGCGUCGUGCCCGGCGAGAGCUACAGCGCCGAGUACGCCGUGUUCGAGAUGGGCGCCCGGCACCCCUUCGCCCAGGCCGUGGGCAGGAACAUCGCCAACCCCACCGCGAUGCUGCUGUCGGCCGCCAACAUGCUGCGGCACCUCAACCUGGAAUUCCACUCCAACUUGAUCUCGGACGCGGUGAAGAAGGUGAUCAAAGGCGGCAAAGUUCGGACGCGGGACCUGGGCGGUUACUCCACAACUUCUGACUUCGUCAAGUCUGUGAUUGACAACCUGCACCCCCACUAUGGGGCAUAGGAGCGCCCCACUGCCCCCCCCCCCCCCGGGACCCACUGCACCCACAGCAGCACCCACGGCAGCACCCACAGCGCACAGCAUGGCCCUGCCUGGCACAGCUCGUCCUGCCCACGGCUCCUCUGCCCCUCAGCAGGAGGGUGGUGGCAGCUUCCCUCUGCUGAUGGGGUGAUGGGCAGCACCCCAAGCUCACAGGGACCCCCCAAGCUCAGGGAUCCCCCAAACCCACAGGACCCCCCCCAAGCUCACAGGGACCGCCCAAGCUCACAGGGACCCCCCAAGCCCACAGGGACCCCCUCACACUCGCAGGGACCCCCCAAGCUCACAGGGACCCCCCCAAGCCCACAGGGACCCCCCAAGGACCACAGUUGCUGUGGGCGCCCCCUCCCGCCUGCAGCAGCUUCAGCACUAAGUGGGACCAGGGGGCACAGAGCCCGUCCCCCCCCUAUUCCAGCCCAUUCCCGUGGGAGCCGUGGCUGUUCCCGGGCAGUGCCCAGCUUGGGAAGCAGCCCCGGGCUGGGGGGGCAGAGCAGCCCCUCCCGGCACCGGAGCAUCCCCAUGAGCUGCAGAUUCCCCCCACGGAGCCGAGGGGCAGGAGCCGGCGCUUGCCCCAGCUGGGGCAGUGGGACCACGGCGGCUGAGCCCUGCACGUGUGUGUCUGUGUGUGCACAUGUGUGUGUACGUGUGUCUGUGCACACGCGUGUGCAGGAGCAUGCGGGCCGUGCGCUUGCUGCUGCGCUGUGUACUCGUGUCUGCAAAUAAAGGGUGCAAAGCCCCCCCCA